GCCGUUUCCCACCAAGAACAUCCGGGGCCAGGGCAAUGCGGUUCCUUUGCCUGCUCACAUCUAUGUGCUUGGCCCAAGAAUGUUCCAUCACCAAGCAGAUAUAUAUCGCGUACGAGCGGCCGAUUACCUCCCUUGCACUUCAAUGCCCUCAGAACGUGUUUCCCUCUCCCUCUCUUCAGGCCCUUCUCUUAGUUCGUUGAGAUAGCUCGGUCUUACUGACCCUACUAGCUUGAGAGUGUCCGGCCUAAUCCAUCUUGGAUCGGUGAACGACGCCGAACUUCAAUGUCUGCGGCAUUUAUUCGUGCGGCGCAGAUCAAGCAGACGGUGACAUACCUUGACCUCGUUGCUGCAGCCGUUUUGGGUUAUGAUUACUGCUUGACCUUCCGUCGAGAGGUUAAAUAUGUCUGGACUUCGCAUCUAUCCUUAGGGAAGGUUUUAUUCUUCCUAACACGAUACCCCGUCUUUGGGGAGACAGCCUUGGUCUUAUACCACCAGUUCGCUGUAAUGGGACCCGAAAAAUGUGACAUCAUCUACAAGACGAUCGGUUAUCAGCUCGGGACAGGGACCUUCAUAGCGGAGAGUAUACUCGCUAUGCGAACAUGGGUGUUGUGGCACCGGAACCCUUACAUUGGAGUGGCCUUGAUUUGUGGGCUUGUAUUAUUCUGGACGCCUGUAUUUUAUUUUCUUCAGGAGUCUCUGAACUCCCUCGUAUUCACGACCGCUCCCGAGCCAGACACACCAGGGUGUUUUCUUUUGACGCAAAAGAACAUCUUGUUUGCCGUUUUCGUCCUUAUCACUUCUUUCGAAACCCUCAUUCUAACGCUCACCCUGAUCCGCUUUAUUCCUCUCGUCCACCACAAGAAAACGUCCCUCAUUAAAGUUAUUUACCGAGACGGCAUUAUGAACUAUUUUUAUCUAUGCAUCCUAUCAAUAUGCAAUGUUGUUGUACUUCUAACUGCCCCGCGCGGCUACUCAACUCUCCUCAGCGCACUUCAACGCGUCAUGCAUUCCGUCUUAUCUGCCCGCGUACUCCUUCACCUACGAGAAGCCGUAUCCAAGCCAACCACCUUUGGAACCCAGGAAAUCACCGGUCUUGAGACUUAUAGCGUACCAAACACACGACUGCGCUUUGAAGCAGCUUCAAGUUUCUUCAUGGGUCCAGAAGAUGGUGCAUAUCCGAUGCGGGAUCUGCGGGUUUCACGCAGUGAGCGGCGACACCCGCAGCUAUCAGAAGAUGAGGAUGAUUGGGAGGCAACGUAGCCCGUUUUCUUUCUCAUUUUUAGACCGUUUCACCAUUGGUGGUGGACCGUUUCAAUGUUUGUCCCUUUACUGUAGUAGCUGUAUCGCUUUCACGCUCUUUCAUGAUGUACUUUUUCCUCCGUGCCCACCAGGUUC
This is a messenger RNA of Somion occarium, 1395 nucleotides long. NCBI's taxonomy places the organism in Eukaryota, Fungi, Basidiomycota, Agaricomycetes, Polyporales, Cerrenaceae. The record is from the annotation of a GenBank genome assembly.